Papaver somniferum (opium poppy) is the source of this 978-nucleotide messenger RNA. RefSeq lists its product as uncharacterized. The transcript has 6 exons. Lineage: Eukaryota; Viridiplantae; Streptophyta; Magnoliopsida; Ranunculales; Papaveraceae. Bases 1 to 978 code for a protein of 325 amino acids. The record is from RefSeq and is a predicted model, not a curated record.
AUGGAUGUUAAAAAGAUGAGUCCGAGAUCAAUUUCAGGAGAGACAAGAAGUAAAAAUGUUUCAGCAUCCUCUAUUUUUCAUGGGCUUAAAAGGGAACGAUGUCCUUCAGGAACAGUCCCUAUUCGAAGAAUAACUAGAGAAAACUUGGUUAACGCUAAAUAUUUUGCAAAGAAAGUCGAUCAAAUUCAUGCAAACGGUUUUCCAAACUUGGGUUUCCGUUUUGUCUCUGCAGAAGAAAUCAUUCGUGGGAAAAGAUAUUUCGGAGGCGCAGCUUCUAUGUCUUUACAUAACCUUACAGUGGAUCCUGACCAAUUCAGUACUUCACAAAUUUGGAUUGUGAAUUCUCCUACUACGGAUCAAAUGAACGCCAUCGAAUUCGGAAUAAUGAAAAAUCCAAGCGUAGUUGGUGGUAAUCUCCCUCGACUAUUUGGUUAUUGGAUCGUUAGAAAUGGACACCGGAUUACUGGUUGUUAUAAUAUGGCGUGUGAAGGCUUCAUCCAGACCCACCCUACUAUAUACAUCGACCAACCGUUUUUGUACUCGUCAAUAUAUGGCCACAUAUCAUAUGACGUGCAUAUUAUGGUAUACCGGGCCCAAGAUCACUGGUGGUUAAGAAUGGGAGGGACUGCUGAAAGAAGUGAAAAUGUAGGAUAUUGGCCUAAUGUAAUCUUUACGACUUUAAGAACCAAUGCAUCAGCUGUACGAUAUGGAGGAUAUGUAGGUUCAAUGUCUGAAGCAUCAACUCCACCGAUGGGAAAUGGAUUUUUACCUCAAAUUCAGAACUUUAACACGACAGCUUACAUGAGACUAAUGAAGUAUGUCAACGAGGAAGGAGCAUCUGUUGACCUAAACUCACAUUCAGUGCUAACCAAUAAUGGAAGAGUACCACAAUGCUACAACAUUAUGUUUGCUGGUCAAAUAGGAGGGGAAUGGAAUAAUACUAUCGCGUACGGUGGACCUGGUGGGUACUGUAAGUAG